Messenger RNA from Spirometra erinaceieuropaei, 438 nucleotides. NCBI's taxonomy places the organism in Eukaryota, Metazoa, Platyhelminthes, Cestoda, Diphyllobothriidea, Diphyllobothriidae. The record is from the annotation of a GenBank genome assembly.
AUGUCUGUUCCGAAGACACACAAAACUGACGGUGAGGCGAACCAAAAACCUGAGGUACUCCGUGUCUUGCCCUACAUGAGGAACGUCUCUGAGGCCACUGAGCGUAUGCUAAGACCACUUAACGUGGGCGUUGGACACCGACCGGAAGCCACCAUCCGCCGAUUAGUCAUGCAGCCAAAGGGUAGGCUGCCCCCUGAGGACAUGUCCGGUGUCAUUUACCGCGUCAACUGCCUAGACUGUCAGGCCAACAAUUGCGGCAUGACAAACAAACGACUUCAAACGCGCAUACAUGAACACACCUUAGCCGUCAAGCGGAAAGAUGCGCGCUCACACGUCGCCAUGCACAGUCUGGAAAAUGACCACCGGUUUGACUUUGACGGCGCCCAAGUGCUCGGCCGAGCGGAAAACAGACUGGCGCGAGAAAUAAUCGAGGCCUAG